GCACCGGAAGCGGAAAUUUGAGGCCUUGUGAGGGAGAGUCUUUCCGUGCAAGCAUUCAAGACUGACAUUUCACAUCCUUGUAUCCAUUCUAAGUGGCAAACUAUCUGUCAAACUAAUGGGUGUGACUGUUGAGACAAUAACCGAAGGAGAUGGAGCCACAUAUCCAAAGAAGGACCAAACUGUAGUGGUUCAUUAUGUAGGAACAUUGACUAAUGGAAAAAAGUUUGAUUCAUCAAGAGACAGAGGAUCACCAUUUAAGUUUAAACUUGGAAGAGGAGAUGUUAUAAGAGCUUGGGAUGAGGGAGUAGCAAAGAUGAGUGUAGGAGAGGUAGCCAGAUUGACUUGUUCUCCUGAUUAUGCAUAUGGAAGUAAAGGCUAUCCAGGAGUAUAUCCUUUUUGACAACAAAAUAUUACC
This is a messenger RNA of Mytilus californianus (California mussel), 415 nucleotides long. RefSeq names its product peptidyl-prolyl cis-trans isomerase FKBP1A-like. The coding region runs from base 116 to 400 and encodes 94 amino acids. The transcript has 5 exons. Gene Ontology annotation, molecular function: peptidyl-prolyl cis-trans isomerase activity. The record is from RefSeq and is a predicted model, not a curated record. NCBI's taxonomy places the organism in Eukaryota, Metazoa, Mollusca, Bivalvia, Mytilida, Mytilidae.